Messenger RNA from Rhineura floridana, 4191 nucleotides. RefSeq names its product zinc finger protein 883-like. Gene Ontology annotation, molecular function: RNA polymerase II cis-regulatory region sequence-specific DNA binding; DNA-binding transcription factor activity. The record is from RefSeq and is a predicted model, not a curated record. The transcript is spliced from 4 exons. Gene Ontology annotation, biological process: regulation of transcription by RNA polymerase II. The coding region runs from base 449 to 2440 and encodes 663 amino acids. Lineage: Eukaryota; Metazoa; Chordata; Lepidosauria; Squamata; Rhineuridae.
GGAAGAGAAGUAAGCCACGUGGAGGAGGCAAAGGAGAAAAAGGUGCUUGAGAACUCGGAGACCCUCUAAGUGGUGGCCAAAUUCCCUCAGCCGGAUUCAUUCACAACCCACCCCAGCUACUGAGGACAAUCUGCCUCUGACCUGCCCCAAAGCUCCUCCGGUUGUACUUCUGGCGGCUCGGACAGGUUUUAAAAACCCGUUUUGAGCAACAUACUACUGGCCUUCACAUCUCUGGGUUUGAACCUGGGACCUUCUGCAUGCAAAGCAGAUGUUCUACUGACUGAGCCAUGGACCUUCCCCGUGUGCAGGAGUUAGAGGAGCUUCAUCUUACCUCCUCUUGCCCACUUGGGGGGGAGAUAUAGAACGGGGUUGCUGAGGAAAGCCUGGAUCAGUCAGAAGAUACUAGCCUGUCUGCUUGCUCCAAACCUGAUCUGAUCUCCUCUCCUAGAUGGAGGAUCCAUUUCUCAAAGGUCUCAAGAAAGGAUCUGCAAGCAGCUGCUCAGCAGGUGAGGGACAGGACAGUCAUCAUUCUCGGGAGCCAUAUCGGGUCUCAUCAGAAAUAGCCGAGGGUGAAGUGAAGGAAGAAACCUUGGGAGAUCAAGAGUUAACAAGAAGUCAGGAGGAAAGCCAAGCGGAGAAUGGGAGGAAUAAAGCCACUCUUACCCAGGCCGAUAACUCCUGUCAAAUCCCAGUCCACAAAAACCAUCAGAAGAGGAAUAGGAAGCAUGAGUGUCCUUCAUGUGGCAAAAUAUUCGAGAGUAAAUCUCACCUUCACUCACACUGUAGAAUCCACACGGGGGAUAUUCCCCGCAUGAUUCUUUUCCGCAUUCCCUGUGGAAAGAGUUUCAGUCAGAUUUCACAUAUUGCUUCACAUCAGAGAAUUCACACAGAAGAGAAACCACAUAAAUGUGUGGAGUGUGGGAAGACCUUCAGUCAGAGUUCACACCUUAGUUUACAUCAGCGAGUCCACACAGGAGAAAAAAUAUUUAAAUGCUUGGAUUGUGGAAAGAGCUUUAUCCAUAGCUCUAGCCUUACUUCACAUCAAAGACUUCACACAGGGGUGAAACCGUAUACCUGCUUUGAGUGUGGAAAGAGUUUCAAGCAUAGCUCAAAACUUAGUUCACAUAGCAGAAUCCACACAGGAGAGAAACCAUUUAUAUGCAUGGAGUGCGGGAAGAGAUUCCGUCUUCGCACACAGCUUGCUGUACAUCAGAGAACCCACACAGGGGAGAAACCAUAUAAAUGCUUGGAGUGUGGGAAGAGCUUCAGUCAGAGUUCGCACCUUAAUUUGCAUCAGCGAGUCCACACAGGAGAAAAAAUAUUUAAAUGCUUGGAAUGUGGAAAGAGCUUUAGUAAGAGGACAGCCCUCACUAAACAUUGUAGAAUUCACAUGGCAGGGAGAGUGUAUGAUUGCAUGGAGUGUGGGGAAAAAUUCAGUGAGAACAGGCUUCUUAUUUCACAUCAAAGAAUUCACACAGGAGAAAAACCAUAUAGAUGUGUGGAAUGUGGAAAGAGCUUUAGCCAUAGCUCUAGCCUUACUUCACAUCAAAGACUUCACACAGGGGUGAAACCAUAUAACUGCUUUGAGUGUGGAAAGAGUUUCAGGCUUAGCUCAGAACUUAGUUCACAUAGCAGAAUCCACACAGGAGAGAAACCAUAUAAAUGUUUGGAAUGUGGAAGGACGUUCGCCCACAGCGCGUCCCUUACUUCACAUAAGAGAACUCACACAGGGGAGAAACCAUAUAAAUGCUUGGAAUGUGGAAAGAGCUUCAGUCAGAGUUCACAUCUUUCUUCACAUCAGAGGACUCACACAGGGGAGAAACCAUAUAAAUGCUGGGAGUGUGGAAAGAGCUUCAGUCAGAGUUCACAGCUUACUGUGCAUCGGCGGAUCCACACAGGAGAGAAACCAUAUAGAUGUUUGGAAUGUGGAAGGACGUUCGCCCACAGCGCGUCCCUUACUUCACAUAAGAGAACUCACACAGGGGAGAAACCAUAUAAAUGCUUAGAAUGUGGAAAGAGCUUCAGUCAGAGGUCACAUCUUUCUUCCCAUCAGAGGACUCACACUGGCAAGAAACCAUAUAAAUGCUGGGAGUGUGGAAAGAGCUUCAGUCAGAGUUCACACCUUACAGUGCAUCAGCGGAUCCACACAGGGGAGAAACCAUAUAAAUGCACGACAUGUGGGAAGAGCUUCAGUAAUAAGACAUGCCUUACUUGUCAUCACAGAAUCCACACAGGGGAGAAGCCGUAUAAGUGCUUUGAGUGUGGAAAGAGCUUCAGUCAGAGUACAAGCCUUAGUACGCAUCAAAAGAUGCACAGAGGGGAAAAGAAUACGUGCUUUGAAUGUGGAAAGAGCAUCAGUUGUAGCUCAAGUCUUACUUCUCUUCAGAAAAUCCACACAGGAGAGAAACCAUAUAAAUGCUUGGAGUGUGGAAAGCUUUAGGUGGAGUACACACUUUACUUCUCAUCAAAAAAUCCAUACAGGAGAGAAACCAUAUAAGUGCUUGGAGUGUGGAAAGAGCUUUAGGUGGACUACAAACUUUACUUCUCAUCAGAAAAUCCACACCAGCAGAGAAACCAUAUAAAUGCUUGUAGUGUGGGAAGAGCUUUUGAUGGAAAACAUACUUCAUCUCACAUCAAAGAAUCCAUAUGGAGGAGCCACUAUAAAAAUAUCACACUAGAUUAUAAGUAUCCAUAUUUCUUGCAGAACUUCAAGGAAUUCACAAAGGAUAAAACAGCAUCCCUCUUCCAGCCAGCAGCAAAACUCUGACCUCUUUCUUCUUUGGGUGGCUCACUGAAGAAACACAUUUCAGCCCUCAAAGGCCAUUAUGGAAGCAUAUUCACCCAGCGGUAGUAACGUGACUGGCCUUUAGCAAGCAAAGAAGCAAGUCUCCAAAUAUAGCUAGCAGCCCUGAACUGUACUUACGUUUAGUGCAGCAACAUUUAGAAUCCUGUCUGCCAUUCUUGUCACUUCUCAAAGAAGACUUCAUGAAGCUAAGAAAGGCACAGAAAUGGACUUCUGGAACUACAAAGAGCCUGGAGUCCAUUCACGGUUGGAGCAUGUUCACUCUGAGGAGAUGCUGACCCGUUUGUGUUUUCUGGAGGUGGGGGGAUCUAGAGGUUCCCAACCACUGUUAGAGGAACACCGUAACUCAAUGUAACCUGUUGAAAAUGGUUGGCAAGCUUUGAAUACAGACAAAAAGGAGGACUAAUAUUUUCACAUUCUGUAUAUGUAAUGUUUUUGAAUGUGGUUAGCAAUAAUGCAUUUAUUUUGCUUUCUCCUUGGGUAAUAGAUGGAUUAAGCGAGAGGAGAAUUUCUUUAUGCAUUACAAAGGGGAUCACUGGAAUAAUGCAGUUCUCUGCUUUGCAAAUUCAACAAGGCUAAUAUUUCUGAGCUUUUAAAACAUUAAGAUGUUCAAGGGCUUCUAAACACGAGUGCUUUCUUUGCUCAGCAGAGGGAUCCAUAGGUAAACUCUUAGAAUACCUCCUUCUGUUUAAAGGGUGCCCUUUGAACCAUACACAUCUUCAGGAUAAAACCUGGGUAGGAUAUUACAGUGAAGUGUCUGCCUUAUGUUACAUGUCUGUUGGUGUAGUUCCCUUUCAGUGGAAUGGUGGGAUAUAUACAUAUAUAACACUGUAUAUUGUUUCUCAACUUCUGGAGGAGGAGGCCAGACAUCUUGACUUGGAUUCCAACCUAUUAUUAGUUGCAGGCAGAAGUAAGGGCAGCUAGUUAAGAUUAGCAUCACCGGAGUGUGUUUACCAGCUCAAGUGUGUCUUCAUACAAUGAGCAAAAGUGUGGGGAUCCGUGGUCGAACUGGAUGAUCUCGAAGGAGGGGGGGAAAUCAAGUUCCACAGAUGUUUUCAAUUUGCUAAUUUUAACAAGCUUUGAGACGUACAAACUUGUCAUGACACCCUUCAAGGACCAAAUAUGAAAGCGCAGACAGAAGUGGGACAUCCGUGUCUUAGGGUCAGGGCAGAAUCAAAUCAACAGAUGUUUCUCUUUUGCGAACUGGAUUUCGUGUUCAUCCCAAAGUGAAGAAAAUGUACUUUUUAACAGUUGUGUUUUUUUAAAUUAGAUUUUAAAUGUUUAUAUACAGAAAGACCAAAAAAAGCCACUACAAUAAACAGAAAGAAAGAAACGUACAAUAAGCGAUUGUGUUCCAGUGUAUAUGGGGAGGGGGUCAUGGGACUGGA